CCACCUGCAAAAAUCUCCGCUCCUGUCAAAUGAUUUUUAAUUUAUCAUUUUCCUAGAAAUUUUUUAAUUACGGGCAUAUCGAAUAGUUAAAAAUUAAUAAUUUCCCAUUUUCUCGUUUUAAUUACCGAAGCCAGCCUUGUUCGUGACGUUUUUGUACUCGCGCGCGUGUUUAUUUUAAUUAAACCGUAGUUAUUAAACGCGAGUGUGUCCAGUUCUGUUGUGUUUGUUUGUUUGUGUUAACAUUGCAGGAAUUCGAAUUAUUUUUUUUUAAAUCCUGCAUAUAAUUCGAGUUCGGGUGCCCAGCAAGGAAAUAGCGUGUAUACCAGCUAGUGUUGUCAAUGCUGCCACUUCCAGUAACAACUAAUUACUGAGAUGGAAACUGAUGUAACGGAACAACCUGCACCAACAUCCCCUGAACCUACCACAGAUGACUCGAAGCCCUGUAACCCCCCCUCUGACGACAGCGACUACGAGGACAACCUCAAAGAGGUGAUCCAGAGCGAGGACACGGGGUCCUCAUUUUUCCAGCGGUACUUUCAGAAUCACAGCAACAGUUUACCGUCGCGACUGAUGGGGGUGAACCCUCGUCGUCUCUCUCAGUGUAUGGAGGAGGACGAGGACGACGAUAAAAAAACCGAUCAGUCAAACGCAGUGCCUUCGAACACGUUCGGCAGCGAAAAAUCGCUCUCGGAGUCUUCCACCAGUUCAAAAACGUCUGUGAUAGAUACAGUUACUGGACCCACACAUAAAUUCGUUAUAGUCAAGACUAAACAACAGACGCCAGAGGAAUUGGAAGUCACCGCUAGCAACGAUGAUGCGGUAGACGAGGGUCCGAUCGUGGUAACACCGGAGAAAAACAUCGCGAAAAAGCUCCAGUUCGACUUGAUACUGAAAUCGGAGGAGAGUAAACGGAAACACAUGUCGGAAGUGGCGAAGAUAUUCGCGUCGCGUCAAUCUUAUCGGCAAAGUAACACCGUCGGGGCGGUACCGACGCAGACCAAGAGAUUGCCUGCUUAUCAGAUUUUUAAUAAAAGUCCGCACUAUGAUUCCAGGUUCUUUGACUCCUCGCUGAUUGAGAUUAAGAGUCAGGAGGCCGGUAGUUCUAAGGUGGAAGGUAGUGAGGCCGAAGAGGUGUGGGUAAAAAGGCCUGAGGCUGAAAAGAAAAAGGAAUUAGGAUCGCAACCUCUACCGGUGACUUCUUCUACAGGAGAUGAAGCGGAAAGUAUGCCUAGGCCCAGAUCGGGAACGUGGGGUGCCAAGGAGGCGAAAAAGGAGAAAUCGAAACAGCAGCAGAAGCAGGACAAAGGUGACGUGAGGAGGAACGAGGCGAGGGUGCAGAGUGGAAGCAGGAGUGGGUCUGCAUCUAGGUCUAAUUCGGCCGAACGUCGUAAAUCCGACGAGUCUAGUCCGAAAAGGGAGGGCUCAAGAAGCAGGUCCAAUUCGGAUGCAAGCAAACGAAAAGGAAGUGCCUUUAUGGCUUCUAUGAAAGCCGCCAUGUUGCAUACGGGUCUUAUACAUCCGAAACAAAAAGCGCCGAAAGAUGGCUCUGCACAUCCGGUUACCGUUCCGGACAGUUCUGACACCAGGUACUACCAUACGGUUACCGCGGGUUCCAACAGAGGGAGCGCUAUGACGAAAGUGAUGGAUAUAUUUAGAAAUAAACCGACUUUCCAAUCGGAAGAGGAAAUUAUACGGAGGGAGGAGCGCAAAGAGGAGAGAAAGAAAGAGGAAAAGCGUGAGGAGGAACGGAGGAAGAAGGAGGACAAGGAGCGCAAGAAGGAGGAGGAGCGAAAGAAGAAAGAGAAGCAUGCCGCGUUCGCCCAGGGACGUCACAGGGGUGGUCCCAGGGACGGAUCGGCCCAUCCGGUACGCGACAGUGACAAUAUGUACUAUCACACCGUGACAGCGGCCUCUUCGAGUAAAAGUCCCAUGACCAGGGUGAUGGACAUCUUCAGAAACAGGUCGCACGUCAGUGUACCCCCUGACGAGAGGAAAAAGAAAGCGAAUCAACAUUUAGGAGCUCAAUUGAAACAAAGAUCGCUCGAUCCGGAACGGAGAAGGCAGUCUUUGGGUGCCAUAAUCCCGACCAAUUUCCAUAGGGCUUCGGACGCCUUUCUGGACCCUCACCAUGCGGCCAUACUGUUUAGGGAUUCCCGAGGGCUACCUGUGGUGGAUCCCUUCUUAGAAAAAGUCAAUAUAUCGGAUUUAGAAGAAGAUGAAUCUCAAAUAUUCGUCAAGUUCUUUAAAUUUCACAAGUGCUACGAUCUCAUACCGACGUCAGCGAAGUUAGUGGUGUUCGACACGCAGCUGCUGGUCAAGAAGGCUUUCUUCGCCCUAGUUUAUAACGGUGUAAGGGCGGCUCCGCUUUGGGACAGCACGCAGCAAGAGUUCGUGGGCAUGCUGACCAUCACCGACUUCAUAAAAAUCCUCAGGAUGUAUUAUAAAUCGCCCAGUGUCACUAUGGAGGAACUGGAGGAGCAUAAAUUGGACACUUGGAGACAAGUGCUGCAUGAUGCCCGGCCACUUAUUAAUAUCGGACCGGAUGCCUCUUUGUAUGAUGCUAUUAAGGUGCUAAUCCAUAACAGGAUCCAUAGGUUGCCGGUUAUCGAUCCGGAAACUGGCAACGUCCUGUACAUCCUGACCCACAAAAGGAUUCUUAGGUUCCUCUUUUUGUAUAUAAACGAAUUACCGAAACCCAGUUACAUGAAUAAAACGUUAAGGGAACUGAAAAUCGGUAGUUACGAUAAUAUCGAGACCGCCUCCGAGGACACCUCCAUCAUUUUAGCGUUGAAGAAGUUCGUCGAGAGGCGAGUGUCUGCUUUGCCCAUUGUGGAUGCUGAGGGACGACUGGUCGAUAUUUAUGCCAAGUUUGAUGUUAUUAAUUUGGCCGCAGAAAAAACGUACAACGACUUGGACGUGUCUUUAAAGAAAGCCAACGAGCACAGGAACGAGUGGUUCGAGGGUGUACAUAAUUGCAAGUUGGACGAGACGUUGUUUAAUGUGAUGGAAAAGAUUGUUAGGGCGGAAGUGCACAGGCUGGUCGUUGUAGACGAGAACGAUAAAGUAAUAGGAAUAAUUUCGUUAUCGGAUUUACUGUUGUACCUGGUUUUGAGGCCUUGCGGUGAGGAUGGGGGGACGGGUGAUGGAGCGGCGUCUGUUCGAGCUCAGGAUAUAAGCCGCUUACAAGAAAAACUAGCGAACACCAGUCGGACAUCCUCGAACGAGGAAGUAUCCCAAACGAUCCUCGAGGAGGAAGAACACGAGGAGAUAACGCGAAUAUCUCCAUCCCACCCGAAAUCCCUGGAAGUGGAAGAACCCCCGACUGAAACCGAUUCGCCGCGGUCCCAAAACAGCCCCGUAAUAGGAAACAACGUGGAAAACAACCCCAUUUUUCGAGAAGUCACCGUUACGGGGGGCGGAGAGUGAACGCGGUGGUACCAAAAUUGAAAAUUAUUGAACGAAAUGCGGGUUGUUCUUGUACAUUGUUAAACGUUGAUGGUAUUGGCGAGAAUUUGAGGAAGUGCAAGGGAUAACCGAUUGAUUGAUCAAAGGUUUAUUCUUAAAGUGUACCGCUAGCGAGCGCUUAAUUUGUAGUUACUUUGUAAUAUAUGUACUAUUCCUAAAAUAUUUUACUUUACACGUUUAAAGAUUAAAUUAAGUUGAUAAGUACAAUUUUUCGUGGGCGGAGCUGUUUGCACCCAUAAUUUACAUAUGCCUACGGAAUCAAUUAUUUAAAAGAGUUAUGAGAAUAUUUUCGUUCUUUAAAAGUAUAGAUUUUGCUUAAUUUAGGCGCUAUUUUAUUAAGAUAGAGUUUGUAUUGAAUUUGAACGUACUUCGGGUGUUAGUCCUAUUAUGAGAAAUUUUUCAAUAAGAUUCUUUCUUUUCUUGCCCUAAUAUUAUAUACGAUUCUAUCUAUAUCCCUUCUUCAGGAUAGUUUUGCAAGGGUUUUUCCAACUAAACAGAUAUAGGAAAAUAAUUCAGAUUUGCUGUUGCUGUAUAUUAGGCCCUGCCUUUGGAUGUAACUGUCUUUAAUAGCAAAAUACUUUUUUUGAAUAUUAAGAGGUGCAUUUUCUUGAUUUUUAGGUUGGCAAUAUUUCAUAAUUAAUUGGAAGUUCCUAGUCUAAUUCUAGACGAAUCUGCUUACCCAGUAUUUGUUUCGAAUCUAUUUAUUAACAUUUACUUCUUUCUUCAAUUCUUUUCCAAGGGCAUAUAUAUAAAAUAAACUAAGGUGAGAAUGAAAUACUUGCAUUCAAUUAAAAAAGAAAACGAAAAAUUUAAUUUUGAAUUCCUGCCUGGAAAAUGCAUAAAAUAAUUUCAAAAAUUUGGACAAUGUGACAUUAUCACGAAUUUCUGGAAAAACAUAAAAAAUUAAGUCGAGUGCUUAGAAAUGUAUGUCAGGUUCCUACAGGUUACACUGAAUUCCUGGAAAAAAUUAGUCUCCAUGCCUGGAACUUGGAAAUUGGCAUUCGGUUCCAGGAAGACACAAAAAAUUAAGUAAAUUAAUGGCACAGCAUGAAAAUUUAUUAAAAAAACGUCAGCUUCCCAGAAAAUACCAAAAAUGCCUCCAAAAGCGCUUAAAAUAUAAAGCAACAUUUAAAAUCCCUUGGAAAUAUUUAUCACGAAUUCCUGGAAUAACUUAAAAACUUAUUCCAAAUUCCUGGAAGAUAUUAAAAAUUGCCUGCAGGGGUGGGAAGUACUGAAAAUUUGGUGGAAAAUUCCUGAAAUAAUGUAUAAUUCAAUAAAAUAAAUAAUAAACAUUGAAAAAUAACCCAAAUUCAUAAAAAAGUGAGUCGAAUGCUUUGGAAAUGACGUUGGAUUCCUAGAAAACACUUCUCAUAAAACGACCCGGAAAUCCUGAAGAAAAUUAGUUCCUGGAUUAUGCCUGGAAGACGCCAUAAGAAAAAAACCUGAAAACUGCAAAAAUAACCCAAAUUCCCUGGAAUACUUGAGAAAUUAUGUACUUAAACUAAUACUAAAAAAUUACUGCAAAAGUAGAAUACUUUAAAAAAAAUAUUUGGAAACUAGGAAAUGAGCACGCGAUUCUAAAAAGACAAAAAAAUUAACUCGAAUUCCUCGAAGACGUAUUAAAUGAUCUCAAAAGCCUGGACAAUGUGAAAUUAUCAUGAAUUUCUGGAAUUACUUAAAAAAAUAUUACGAAAUUUCUGUAAGGUAUAAAAAAUUAAAUGAAAUUCCUGGUAUACCAUGAAAAUAUCAUAAAAGACGUCAGUUUCCUGGAAAACAGUACAAAUGCAUCCAAAAGCUAACAAGGACAACACGAAACAAAAUUUGAAAUUCUUGAAAAAUACAAAAAUACAUUACCAAGAAUUCCUGAAAUAUAAAUUAAUGAACUGAAAGAUUACCGAAAAGAGUGGAACGUCAAGGAAAAUAUGAAAAAUUGCCAGGAAUUCCUGGAAUAAUGUGCCUGGAAGACGGGAUAAGAAAAAACCUGAAAACUUUGAAAAAUAACCCAAAUUUCCUGGAAUACUUGAUAAAUUACCUACAAUUUUUGGGAAUACAGUACAAGCUCGGUAACAUGAACACAAAAAACCAACCCUAGUUCAUACUACCGAUUGUUCACAUUAUAGGAUGAGGAUGAUUAUUAUGUUUUUUUUUGUAAAGAGACUAAAUUAUAAAUUUCAAGCCUUUGUUUAUUUACUUAGUAUGUAUUAUUUAUAAUACCUAUGUAUUAAAAAAUAAUUUUUAAUUGCUUCGUUUUAGAUAUUGUAUUUAUAAUUACAGCUUUUUCAUAAAGUUUUUUAAGGCAUAAAAUGUCGUCAAUAUUAACAAAGUUUUCUUGUGCCCAUUGCAUGCAUAGCCUUAAUGCUUCAAUGGCUUCAGAAUAUCUUAUUUUAGGCUUUGGAUCUUCAAUGACCUGACAGUCGUCUUCUUCUUCCGAAACAGCAUUAUCAUUUGGAUCAUCAUUAAGGUUAAUGCCAGCAUCAUCCUUAUUCCAAUCAGUGAUAUCGUUUGUCGUAUAUUCAGCCUAUAACAAAAUUGUAUUUAUAAUAAAAAAUACAGUAGCCUAUUGUAAAAAAAAUUCCUUGUGAACCUCCCUUAGUAAACUCAGAGUCUCCGAAACAACUUAAACAACCUCUUCGUCUUUCCAAAGUUCGCUUAAUGGUAUGGAAUCUUCAUCUGUAUAUUCUGUAUUUUUUGACAGUACAGGAUACCAACAUUUCGAUAAGGUUCUCGGUGUAAUUUUUUGCCAAGCACUAUGCAAAUGCAACAUGGCGUCUUUUAGUGUAAGUUUUUUUAAUGAAUCGAUUACAUGUUCAUCAGUUGCCACAAUUGAAGUUAGCAAACUCUUCCUGUAAUAUAGUUUUGUGAGUCUCAGAGCGUUUUGAUCCAUCGGCUGGAUUAGCGGGGUCACAUUAGGAGGCAUAAAUAUAGCAAAUAUGUUUCCGUCAUCUAAAGUCAUCUAAAAUCAUUCUAAACUGCUUAAAACAGUGGGGAUUUUUUGAUUUUCCAAGCACCAGCGGUUUUAAUUUGAAACAACCUGUAGCAUUUCCACAUCCUAAGAAGGUCACCCGUUGUUUUGCAAUUUUCAUUCCUGGAGCCGUUUUUUCAGCAAUCGAAACAUAUGUUUUAUCUGGGAGAAGUUUCCAAUACAAACCCGUUUCAUUGACAUUAAAAAGUUGAUUUUCCGUUAUUGCAAGCUCAUCAAUAACUUUUUUUAAUUGUUCUUUAAAUGGCCUAACCAGUUCCGGCUGAGAUGAGAAUUUCUCACCGGAUAUUUUUAGAAAUCGUAUUCCAUGACGGACUUUAAAACGUUGCAGUCAUCCAUCACUUGCACUAAACUUCAUUGUCGCAGGAUAUACAUUUCCAAAAAUUCUGAUUGUUUUUUGUUUUAAUAUAUCGCUGCUUAUUGAAAGAUUUUUUUCUCUUUGAGUAAGGAACUAUUUGUACAACUGUUUUUCCAUUUCUGGGUACUCACAAGAUUUUAACGUACACUUUUUGUUUGGUCCUAAUGAGUUGGUUACCCUUUCAAGAAUCUUCUCCCUUUUCUUCUUGAUCGAACAAAUGGUUGAUUUAGCAACUCCGUAUGUUCUAGCCAGUAUAGUAACUGACACACCUUUUCGAUGUUCUUGAAUAAUAUUUGCUUUUUGUUGUAGAGUAAGGGCCUUGUUUUUGACAGUUUUGCCCAUUUUGAGGAUCGUGCAAAGAAAGGUUGUUAUCGAAUUUAUUACACAUGCGUUUAAAGUCAACUGAAAACUGAAGAAUAAAAGCCAUAUAAACGCCGUGAACCAUGCAAAACGCUACGACAAGUCAAAAACCAGCGAGACAGUCAAAAUAUUACUGGCAUAUUGGCUCAAAAAUCGUUUAAAAACGUAUUGUUUAAUUGUUCAAAUUAUCGAGCAGACUUCUGUUCACACUAUAGAGUACCUAAUACAAAAAAAUAUUUUAUUCACAAAACCGAGUUGUUCGUAUAUACGAGUGUUUACGCCACCGAGCUCAUACUGUAUUUAAAAAAAAAUUACUUGGGAAGAAAACACUUGGAAACUGGGAUAUUAGAAUUAAACAGUUCUCAAGUCAAAUUCCUAGAAAACACAUAAAAUUACCCUGAAUACUUGGAGAAAAUUACUUCAUAUGCCUGGAAAACCACUUGAAAAACACCCUAAAUUCCCUGGAAUACAUUCUAUUGAAUUACCUAUAAUUUUAUUAGAAUAAAAGCAUAAGAAGCGAUUUUUAAAUUAACACGUUAACUGCCACGUGAAUCAAGUGUGUCUCACAGGUAGAAAAACUAUUGUAAUUAUGCCUGUAGCUCGCCGGUGAUUCUCAGUAGCCAUAUAAAUCAAUGGUAAUUUAAAAAGCGUGGCCUGGCGUAUAAAAUGUAAUGUUUAGCACACGAAAUUUUUGUAUAAAUGGCGUUAAAUGCAAGGUUUUUAAAUUUUUGACGAACGAAAACAAAAUAUUAUUUUGGAAGUGAAACAAAUAAAAAAUAGCUUUUGGCUCGUGGGGUAAAAAAAAAUUGUAUUGUGACAUGUGCAAUUCACUUUUUCAUUAAUAUACACGAAAUUAAUUUAAAGUUUUGAGCAAAAAGUUUUUCAAGAGUUAAAAAGUCAUUUUUGGAAGAAUUGAGCUUAUUUCUCUAAACAAUGGUAAAUUUAGAAAGUAUCUAAAACAUUUAAAAAAAUAAUUAUUUAACCUAUCUAUAAGAAAAGAAAACAAAAAGAAUAUACGAAUACAAUAACCCUCUCUUUCAACUACAUCCAUAAUUUAAAUUAAUGUUAAAGUAUCAAUUUCAAAGUCAGUCAAAAUGAAACUCGUACACCCCUUACAUUUUAUUUAUUUGUUUACAAAAAUAUAUUUUUUACUUACAUAAAAAAAAUAAUAUAUACAUUUUAUAUGAUGGCCUUUGAAAGACAAAAAUAAAAGUAAAAAUAUAUUUUUCACAAAAAGAAAUUUUAAGAAAAAUGAGAAAAUUAAAUUUACAUUCGAUUUUACAACUCAAAAUGAAACUCGUACACCAUUAAAAAUAUACAGGAAAAAAAACAUAAAAAAGAAAUUAAUAUUUUAUUGGUAGUCCUUUUUAUUUUUUAUAACAUCUGCCAAACGAUUGGGCAUUGAUCGUACCAAUUUUUCACAAUAUUCGGGUGAUAUUUUAGACCAUUCUUCUUGAAUCACUACUUUUAAUUGCUCUUUGGUUGAAAUUUCAUGGUUUCUUAUAGCAACUUUCAAAUGUGACCAUAAGUUUUCAAUGACAUUAAUAUCUGGACUUUGCGGUGGAGUUUCAAGUACUUUUGGACAGUUAUGGAGCAACCAAUUCUUUACAUUCUGUGCCUUAUGCUUCGGAUCAUUGUCCUGGUAGAAUUAAGAUUUUUUUUCAAUUCGGAAUUUUCGGGCGCUUGCCUUUAGAUUCUGCUUAAGUAUGUCCAAAUACAUGUUCUGAUCCAAUAUACCCUCUAUAAAAUGUAGAUUUCCAGGGCCUGCAGCUGAGGUACACCCCCAGACCAUGACUGAACCACCUCCGUGCUUUACUGUGGCUCGUGGAUUUUGUUCUUUGAGAGAUUCAUUGGGCUUUCUCCACACCCGUUGUUGUCCGAAAAUACAAAAUUUACUCUCAUCAGUAAAAAUUACGUCCUUCCAAAAUAAAAAAUCUUUGUCUUUGUGUUCUUCAGCAAAGCUUAACCUCUUGAUUUUAUUUACCUUACUGAUCCAAGGUUUUCUUCGAGACACUCUACUAUGAAUAUUAUUUUUUUUUAGGAAAUUUCUGACUGUUUGAGGAUUAACUGUUUUUCGUAAAUAUUUCUCAAUUUCUUUUGCCAACUUCGGUGCAAAUAUUUUCGGGUUUUCCGCAACUUUCCUGAGGAUCCAACGUUCGUCGUACGAAUUAAACAUUUUUCGAGGGCUUAUCCUUACUUUAUUUAGAAACGUAUCAUCCAUUUUUCUCUAAGAGACCAAACAAAAACAAAGGUAAGGACACAAAGUCACGGUCUCAUCCAAUCUAUAUAAUUUCUUAAAAAAGCUUAAAAGCUACACGUGUUUCGCUCCUGUCGGAGCAUCAUCAGGCCUAGACCUACACAGAUCACAUUACAACUAACAACAAAAGAAAAGCUAGGUUAAGUUCACAGAAACACGUGUAGCUUUUAAGCUUUUUUAAGAAAUUAUAUAGAUUGGAUGAGACCGUGACUUUGUGUCCUUACCUUUGUUUUUGCUUACUUUAUUUGAUAUUCUAUUUUCACGGUAGAGUGCGGCCUACAAACAAUUUUGGAAAUUUGUCGCAACGAUUCCAUCUUUCCAAUGUUGUAUAAUUAAUUUGCAUUCUACGACGCUUGUUUGUCCACGCUAACGCCCCAUAUGGUAAAAGAAGGACAAACAAUUAAUUAAACUCAAUUAAAAAUUACACAGGAGGGUUAAAAGUAACAGAUGCUCUUAAUACCAAGUGCUAACUAUAAAUAAUAUUAAUGUUAUUAUAAAGUAAAUAUGAUGUAUGGGUUUCAUUUUGACCAUAACAUUUUCUUAUCUCUUGUACUUUUUUAUGCUCAGCAUGCGUUCUUUGCAUAUUUUUGCUCAACAAGAUUUUAUGCUGAUCGCAGAUAUAUAUAUAGUUGGAAAUAUUUUGCACGUUAUUUGUACAGAAUGUAAAAGAAACCUUAGGUGUACGAGUUUCAUUUUGACUGACUGUACCUUAAAUAAAAACAUUUUUGGAGCACAUUUUGUAAGUAAUAAUUUAUAUCGUCCAGACAUUUGAAUAUUUGAAAAUUUAUUCCAGGCGUUUGAAAUUUUCUCCUGUUAUUUUAAGUCAUUUGUAUGUGAUGUAUGCUGCUUUGCAGGCAUAUUUCUUAAGAUUUUUAAAAGCAAAUUCAAUUAUCUUUUGAUAAAUUUCAAUUUUAUUCCAGGCAUUUAAAGCCUAGUCUCAUUUUCCCCACUUAACCAGUUUUUCAAAAAAAAACGUCUAAGCAUCAUAUACAGGCCUGGGAAACUAUGAACUGAAGUGCAUAAAUCUAUUCUUCCACUAUUUUUCAUCCAUGAUCUCGUUGUUCACAGUGUUGUUGUUGAUUAUCUCUUAUAUUGACAACUUUUGCUAGUUUUUCACAACUUGAGUGGUAACGGGAAAGGCAAAUAUCACUAUCAUAGGAUAUACUACUUUUUGUUUUGCAGGCAUAACCUACAACAUUUCAACUGCCUGUAUCUAUGUGAAAAUAUUGCUCUCAAUCAUUGUUUUUCACUCACUUCUAAAACUGGUAUUGUACCAACCUGAAUCGUGUAUAUUAAAAGUUUAAUUUUUUUUCGUGUUUCAGUAUGAAUUUAUCAAAAGCGAAUAAGUAAUCGUAUGCCUCCUUUUACUUUAAAAAGGGCAAUUUUAACCCAAAAAAGGUCAAAUUUAGCCAGAACAUCUAUCUUUCUAAAAAUUUACUUUAAUUCAAAUCGAUCGAGUUAAGAAACCCACUUAUCUAACGUACAAACUUAAUUAGAUAAGGAAUAUACCAAAGACUGCUUCUAUUAGAAAAAAAAAAGUUCCAACCAAUAAAAUUCGGCUUUGCGAGACCCCCACUUUUAAAAAAUAAUUUAAUAUACAUAGUGUACAAUAUUAUUAUUACUAUUAUUAACCAGUUUUUACUAAUAGGCAUAUUAUAAUACUGUUAAUAUUAAGAAUUUUGCAAACUAGUUUUCUAUGCUUAAUUUUAAAACAAAAUUUAAAUUAAUUCUCGAUUUUUAACAAAUGACAUUCCUAUGAAAUUAAGAGCCAGCCAACGUCAAUUUCUUUUCACCAAGACAAUAUUUUUACUGUACUGUACUCACACACGCUGAUUAUACAAUAAAACGGCUCUUUAGUGUAACGUAGAAUUAUUUAUUUGAAGCUCUAAUUGGCAAACAAAGGCCCCCUGAUGUAAUAUUAUCGUACUAAAGCGGAUGAAAUUUUAUUUUUCCUAUUAAUUGAUGUUGUUGUAUAAAGAUAAGGUGAUAUAACCAAUGGGGGGUGAAGUUUGCCUCGCUCUAUAGUGUAGUUUUUAAGGCGUUAUAUGGCCUAGUUUGGAUACAAAAGCGUUUAGUAGAUGUAUAUAUACUGGAUAAUAUUAGAAAUAUAUAACGUUUUAAAUAA
Molecule: messenger RNA, 11545 nt
Organism: Anthonomus grandis grandis
Lineage: Eukaryota; Metazoa; Arthropoda; Insecta; Coleoptera; Curculionidae
Gene: SNF4Agamma
Product: 5'-AMP-activated protein kinase subunit gamma-2
Exons: 18
Coding region: 373-3426 (1017 amino acids)
Source: RefSeq, a predicted model, not a curated record